Messenger RNA from Drosophila obscura, 154 nucleotides. RefSeq lists its product as uncharacterized. The transcript has a single exon. Lineage: Eukaryota; Metazoa; Arthropoda; Insecta; Diptera; Drosophilidae. The record is from RefSeq and is a predicted model, not a curated record. The coding region runs from base 50 to 154 and encodes 34 amino acids.
ACGGGUAUAUUUGAUCGAUAAGACCGCGGUCACACUGGUGCCAAUUUUGAUGGAAAUUUCUAUAAACGUUUUUGUUUUCCUUCUGUACACCCUUAUCGUUAUCUAUCUGCAGCACUUUGUUAACAAGUACACCGAGUUUGUGCGCAGCCUCUAA